AUGCUGCAUGUGUCAGUCAACCGUCUUCCUCGGGGAGCCCUUUUCGCACAACCAAACGGAGCUCGAUUAAACCGAUGUUACUUAUGUUCUUGUGCUAAGCUUCCCCGAGAGUUACUUGCAACUCACUUGUAUCCUCUCUCCUUGCUAGCAACCCGUGGUCUGGUCAACAUGGGUAACACGUGUUUUCUGAACGUGGUCAUUCAGGCACUUACACACACCCCCGUCCUGCGCGAUUAUCUUCUUGCUGAUCUACACCGGUGCAAUAAUCCCGCUCGAUCUCGCAGCUGUCUGGCUUGUGAAAUGAUCCGCGUCACACAAGAAAUAUACAGCCCCGUGGUCACCCCAUUCGUCCCCAGCAAUUUGUUGUACGCUAUCUGGCUACAUGCAAGUCACUUGGCCGGAUACGAACAACGCGAUGCGCACGAAUUUCUCAUCACCCUAUUGACUCUGAUCCAUGGGCAUCUGAUAGGCGAACACGUUCCACUUGGAGAAUCACUUCACGACCAAGAACCACCUUCUAAACGGCGACUUGUAGCUAGUCGACUGUCUGAGGAUUCUAACAAUUCGUCAGAAUACAAGCCUUCAAUGUCCCGUAAGCACUCAGACAGUUCUUCACACCUAUCGGUUUGCGAUAAAGAGUUGGAGACUCUAAAUGAACGGGCGGCAGCCAAACACGUACAUCCUACCGAAUCGAGCACAUCGGAUUCGGCCAGUUCUCAGGCGUCUGUUUCCAGCUCUCGUGACAGUGGAGAGUCUUGCGACUGCAUUGUCCAUCAAGUGUUCUUUGGAGAUUUGGAAUCUGUCAUAUCCUAUGAAGGCUGUGGACAUAGUUCAUCCACGGUUGAUCCUUUCCUGGACCUCUCACUGGAUGUGAUUCAGCGUGGAUCCACCUCACUUCAGGCCUGCCUGACCUCUUACUUUCGCCCAGAAUCAAUUGAUGGACUUAUCUUGUGUUCACAGUGCAACGUGGGUCGGCCAGCAGUCAAGCAGUUCAGCCUUCUCCACCUACCCAAUGUACUCUGUUUCUACUUGAAACGCUGUCAUCACGAUACGAAGAUCAACACAUCAAUCACAUUUCCGGCAGAUUUGGAUCUGGCCCCUUACCUACAUCAGGUUGAUGGGGAUCGUUCAGCCUGGUCCGAUCGGUAUUCCUUGUAUGCCGUACUCAAUCACAGUGGACAAACCAACUCAGGUCACUACACCGCCUACAUUCGCUCGGGACCCGGUUCAUGGUGUCUAUGUGAUGACCAGAAAAUAGUCUCAGUUAGUCUUGAACACGUAUUGCAAACCGAUGCCUACGUGCUCCUUUAUCACAAAAAUUUACUGGCCAUGCGAACUUAAUUUUACUCUGUUGUCAUCCACUCAACCCUGCUGCAGUAUUCGUGCCAAGCAACUGUUGCACCUCUCUUGCAUUUCUUCCAAUCAGUCAUCCUCGUAUUUUCUGGUAAAUACGUCCCCGCAGCGUGUGUGUGUGUUUGUCUAGUUCACCCGAUGACUGGCCUGUUUUUUCUUCAUUAGUCUAUCUCGUGUAUAGAACAAACUUCUUAAACCCUGGGGCUUUCAAUUUCACAUCUCGUUCGAGACCAGCUCACUGAACUAUCGGUCGGUUAUCUCGUAUCCUCGCGAUAGCAUUGUCACUACCUACCCCAUUCCCGACACACACACACACAGACAGGCACGUGAUCAUCACACGACGACUUCAAAGUGAUGAGGUUUGUCUUUUUCAAACAUGCCCUUCCGUGCAGUCCUGUAAUUUACAAUCAGUCGGUAGGUGUUUACUUCUGCUCUCAUUUGUACAACAAACAUGUGUCAAC
Molecule: messenger RNA, 1814 nt
Organism: Opisthorchis viverrini
Lineage: Eukaryota; Metazoa; Platyhelminthes; Trematoda; Opisthorchiida; Opisthorchiidae
Exons: 7
Coding region: 1-1341 (446 amino acids)
Biological process (GO): protein deubiquitination
Molecular function (GO): cysteine-type deubiquitinase activity
Source: RefSeq, a predicted model, not a curated record